UGGAGGCGAGAGGAAUAAUUUUUGUAUAUGGCCUUUCACGUAGCUUGCCCAAUUACAUGUCGUCGGAUCUGCAAUUGCUCCCUAGGGUUUUCUCGGGAUCUCCGUGGAGCCAAUGCGAAAGAGGAGUUUUUGAAAGAGGUUAAUCGAGUGGAGGAGUUUCUCAAGGAUCCUUGUGUUUCUUCUAAGGUUUUCAAUGGAGGUACCGUUCAAGUUAGGGUUCCUAAGGUUGUUCCUGCUCCUCAGACGGUUUCGAUUUUGGGGGUUGGAGAUGGUGCUAUUGCUUCUGGAGUUGAUGAUUUGGCGGAGGAAGCUUCUGCUCAGAAGAAACGUGUUGCUCUUCAGAGACAAGCUGCUGUUACGGUUGAAGCUGCUGAGGAUUAUGCUCGUAGGUUUGAAUCUGGGGUCAAUGACCUUACCUCAAACGAUCAUGCUGGUGAAGAAGUAGUUCACUCCGGCAUGAAUAUAAUGUGCAGAAUGUGCUUUCUAGGAGAAGGUGAAGGAAGUGAGAGAGCAAGGAGGAUGCUUUCCUGUAAAACCUGUGGAAAGAAGUAUCACAAGAAUUGUUUAAAGUCUUGGGCUCAACAUAGAGAUUUAUUUCAUUGGAGUUCAUGGAAUUGUCCCUCUUGCCGGGUUUGUGAGGUCUGCCGUAGAACAGGAGAUCCUAACAAAUUCAUGUUCUGCAAAAGGUGUGAUGCUGCUUACCAUUGUUAUUGCCAACAUCCUCCACACAAGAAUGUAAGUUCUGGGCCAUAUCUCUGCCCAAAGCAUACAAGAUGCCACAGCUGUGAUUCUACUGUCCCUGGAAAUGGCCUAAGUGUCAGGUGGUUUUUAUCAUAUACUUGCUGUGAUGCUUGUGGCAGAUUGUUUGUGAAGGGAAAUUAUUGCCCUGUAUGCUUGAAGGUGUAUAGGGAUUCGGAAUCAACCCCAAUGGUAUGCUGCGAUAUUUGUCAACGCUGGGUGCAUUGCCAUUGCGAUGGAAUAAGUGAUGACAAAUAUCUGCAGUUUCAAGUUGACGGAAAGCUACAAUAUAAAUGUGCCACAUGCCGUGGGGAGUGUUAUCAGGUGAAGGAUCUUCAGGAUGCAGUUCAAGAACUUUGGAAGAAAAAAGAUGUGGUGGACAAAGAGUUGAUUGCUAGUUUAAGGGCUGCUGCUGGUUUGCCAACAGACGAGGAAAUAUUUUCGAUAUUUCCAUUUUCAGAUGAUGAUGAAAAUGGACCCGUAUCUGGGCGCUCACUGAAGUUUUCUAUCAAAGGUUUGGUGGAAAAAUCCCCAAAGAAAAGUAAGGAGUAUGGGAAACACUCUUUAAGUAAAAAGCAUGCUAGUAAAAAAGGUAGUCACACUAAGUUAGAGCCUGAACUUCAUCAGGAGGUUGGAUCUGAGAAACUCCGACUAGGUGGUGCUAGAAUUGACAAUUUGGGGUUUCAGAUAAACGAACAAUCAGACGUUAAUUCUUCUGUAGCUGGAAUUUGCUCAACACAUGAACCUAAGAUUGUAAAACACAAGAGGGUUGAUGAUGUUAUGGUGACUGAUGAAGAAAAGCCAUCAAGGAUAGUCAGAAUAAAGUGUAGCAAGCCUCAUGAUUCUGAUAGCGAGGAUACCCUAAGGAAUGCAGGGGAGGAGAAAUCUGUAAAGGCAAAGAAGUUGGUUAUUAAUCUGGGUGCUAGGAAAAUAAAUGUCAGUGGUUCUUCGAAGUCCAAUGUGGUUUCUCAUUUAUCGAGGGACAAAGAUCAGUCCACUUUGGGUGGAGAUAAAGUUGAUCAGACUGGCGAAGUAAGAACCCUGAAGAUCUCUGGAAGGUUUGGGAAAACUCAAUCUGAAGGAAGUAAAGCUACAUUUGGGUCGAUCACACAGUUCCCUGCAUCAACAAGUGAAGGAAAUCAUGUGGAUGACAAAACAUCCAUCUCACCAGCGUUACAGAAAGAAGCAAGACCUCUGCUGAAAUUUAAACUCAGGAAACCUAAUUCAGGAGAUCAGACAUCUUCGGUUACAACGCAGUCUGAAGAUGAAAAACUGAGUUCUGCGAAGGGCCAAAGAUCAAAGAGAAAGAGACCUUCAAGCUUAGUGGACAUGGCUUCAUUGAAAGAGGACGGUGAAGCUACAACACAUUCUCAUCAGGAUAGUUCAAGGAACGACGAGAUGAUGGAUGCUAACUGGAUUUUGAAAAAGUUGGGUAAAGAUUCAAUAGGAAAGAGAGUCGAAGUCCAUGGAUCUCAAAACUCAUGGCAUAAGGGAACAGUGACAGACGUUUCUGGAGACACAUCCACAUUGUCGGUUUCUCUAGAUGAUGGAAGCAUCAAGACAUUUGAACUUGGGAAGCACAGUGUCCGCUUCAUACCGCAAAAGCAAAAGAGGUCGAGGAGCUGAUUGGACCAUCGAGCAGUGCUUUAGUCACUAACUUUCUGCGUGCGAGCCAUGAAGAAGAUUUGAUUGUUGGGGCAUUUCAUACUUUUAUAGGUCUUUCUGGUGGUAAUCAUCAGUAAGAUGGAAAGUGCCAAACUGUGUAGAUAUUACUUGUGGUAUUGAAGGUAGCUAUGAUCUGGUUAAGACUCAAUUGGUCGUUCCCUGUAACUUACUCA
This is a messenger RNA of Arabidopsis arenosa, 2576 nucleotides long. NCBI's taxonomy places the organism in Eukaryota, Viridiplantae, Streptophyta, Magnoliopsida, Brassicales, Brassicaceae. The record is from the annotation of a GenBank genome assembly.